AUUACAAAAAACCGAAGUAACACGAACAAUCCGGUAAUGGCACAAGUUUGAGUUGUCAAAAAGUUUACAAAGAUUAAUUAAAAAACAGUGAAAAUGUCAGACGAUUUAAAUAAUACUUUUGGUUUCGAAUUGUUAAACAAACUGUACGAUACACAAGUGUCAAAGAAAGAAGAUGUUCUUGUUUUAUUUGUGCACUGGUAUUUUAAUAAAAAUGGCUUCAGAUGCAUCGGCUUAGGUGACUCAAAAACACGUGAGACUGGAGAAAAAGGUUCUGAAUUAUUGCCAGAAGGUUGGAAUCAACAACCAAAUUACACACUUCGAUAUGUCUUCAAAGAUAAACUCUACAUUCUGCUUGGAACGAAAUCCGACUCAGAUUUCUUAUUGAAUUUAUUGAGAGUGGAAGGAAAUGAAGCGUCGAGCAUUCAGUUCCCAAUCGAAACAACUGUAAAUAGUCUUCACGGCUCUUUGGAAAUUUUGAUGCCAACUUAUCAGACAGCAUUAAAUACUAUCGAAAAUGAUCUUCUCACUCCGAUUUAUAGAAACAGAAGUGAAAAUUCUACUCAAACUUCUCAUCAGUCGACAAACGAAGAGGGAAGGAAUAUUGGAUACCCUUUUGGUCCUAAUCCGGUACCUUGGAUUCCAUCUUCUGUACCAUCGUGGGAGCCUGAUGGAAGUCUGAGAAAUAUUGGCGCACGAGAUUUAGAUCCUCUUGGACAAGGAACUGGUGGAGGAAUGCUUUACGAUCCUUUACGUACACGUCCACCUAUUCCUCCAAGAGCACCAGGAGGCUUGGGUGUUCCUGGAAGAUUGCCCCCCGGAGCCGUACCACCUGGAGCAAGAUUUGAUCCAUUUGGACCGCCAGACAUUCUUCGUCCAAGACUACCGCGAAGAGAUCCCGACAGCGAUCAUCUUCCUCCUCCCGGCUACGAUGACAUGUUCAUGUAAAGUAGACCAGUUUUUUUUACAGAUUACGAAAUAAAAAUUACUAUUUUUAUCAAUAA
This is a messenger RNA of Leptopilina heterotoma, 1001 nucleotides long. RefSeq names its product proteasome inhibitor PI31 subunit (gene PI31). Lineage: Eukaryota; Metazoa; Arthropoda; Insecta; Hymenoptera; Figitidae. Gene Ontology annotation, biological process: proteasome-mediated ubiquitin-dependent protein catabolic process. Bases 94 to 945 code for a protein of 283 amino acids. The transcript has 5 exons. The record is from RefSeq and is a predicted model, not a curated record. Gene Ontology annotation, molecular function: endopeptidase inhibitor activity; proteasome binding.